ACGUCUCCAUCUCCAUCCUCUCUUCUGGUUUGCUUUCUCUCUCUUCCUUCUUCGCGUGCCCUUUGCGAAGAAGAGAAGGGAAGGGCAAGGAAACCGAUAGCUGAAGCUCAACCGGUCCCCUUCCUUCUCUGUCCCGGCUGAAUUCCGGUCGGUUUGCGUCUGAUUUUCUGUUCCGGGGAGGAGGGGAUUUCUUUUUGCGGCGGCGGGCGAAGAUGAUGGUGGCUAACAGCUUCGACAUGUGGCAGAAGGAUAACUUCUUCUCCGCAGCUGAGGAGGUCCAGGAAUCUGCUGAUUUGGCCUGAUCUUCUCUUUGCCGUUAACGUGGAAAAGGGAGGCAGAUGCGGGGGAAUAUGAGAGGUAAAAGAAAAGGACGAGGAGGAAGUCAACGACAUCAACUCUUGGCGGAUCUGCGCCUCGUCGCCACCUAGCCAAAAAACAUUGGAAAGACGUUAUUAAUGAUAUUUUCAUGAGCAGACACCCCUCUAAAACACACGUGCCACUUCUCAUCAGGUCUCGUGUCUCGUGUCUCCUCUCCUCAUUUUCUUUCUUCUAUUUAUACCAUCACGAUUCGAAGCAUCCUAACACACAGAUCACUGCUUUUGUUCAUUCACUGACUCUCUUGAGAAGCUGCCCACAUCCCCAAACUCCUUCAAUCACACUAUCAUCAGUUCAGUCUUGCUACAAGUUGGCGGCGCUGGUUUUCUAACGAAGGUUACGGAGAUGGGUUCCACUGAUAAGACUAGCUCCAAGAUAUUGCGGGAACCCAACAUCGAGUUCUGGCAGGGCGGCCAUGAUAUCGAUGGGGGGGAGGACCCUGAUAGUGAUGAUGCUUCUCACUCCGGUCGGCAUGCAGUUGCAGAAGACCCUCCUUCCCAGCUCAUUGGCCAAUUCCUGCACGGUCAGACGGCUUCCAGGGGCGACGUUUCCCUUGACAUGGACUUGGAGAUGGACGAACUCCGCCAUGAGGUUGCUCCGGUUGCUCCGGUGCCCAAGUCCCCAGCCCCAUUGCCGCCUAAGCCCGCUUCAGACCCAAAUGCCCCGAAGGAGAUUCGGGUCUCCUUUCAUCCACCCGGCUCAGGAAGCGGCGGAGCUGCAACGGACACUUCAACCGAAACUCCCAGGAGACAUGUACAGCACAGGAGUUCGCCCAGCAAUAAUGAUAUCAGCCGCUCUUCAGGAGCAGAAGAAGAGGUGUUGAAGCCUGCUCCGGCCUCGUCCUUCCGAAAGCAAUCGACCUUGUUGCUAGCCAAAACACGUUCCCGCCUAAUGGACCCGCCAGAGGAAUCCGACCUGCGUUCGGGGCGUGGGAUGCGGUCGGGGCCCCUAUGGUCUGGGAUGCUCGGGCGAGCUGCCGGAGAAGACAACGACGAGGACGACCUGCUGCUUGAGGAGGACUUGCCCGAAGAAUACAAGAAGGCGAACUUGAGUGCGAUGACUCUGCUCCAGUGGGUGAGUCUUUUUUCCAUGAUUGCUGCCUUAGUUUGCACUCUCACUAUCCCGAUAUUGAAGGGCAGAGAUAUAUGGAAGCUCAAGCUUUGGAAGUGGGAAGUCAUGGUAUUGGUCUUGAUCUGUGGGCGGCUAGUCUCAGGCUGGGUUAUUCGUGUCCUAGUGUUCUUCAUAGAGCGAAACUUCAUGCUGCGGAAACGGGUUCUUUACUUCGUCUACGGAAUCCGAAAAGCCGUUCAGAACUGCCUUUGGUUAGGACUUGUCUUGAUUGCUUGGCACGCACUCUUCGGUAGGAAAGUACGGAGGGAGACUAGGAGCAGCAGCUUAGAGUAUGUGACUAAAGUCCUAGUGUGCCUUUUGGUUGCGACUCUCCUGUGGCUCGUGAAGACAUUAAUAAUAAAGGUGUUCGCAUCGUCUUUCCAAGUGAGCAUAUACUUUGAUAGGAUUCAGCAGUCUUUGUUCAACCAGUAUGUGAUUGAGACAUUAUCGGGCCCACCAAACAUUGAGAUUCAGAGGAUUGGGGAGGAGGUGGAGAAGUUCGAAGAAGAGGUUCAAACUCUGCAGAACGCCGGUGCGGCCGUGCCUCCUGGCCUUAAGCCUCCACCAAUACCGACAAAGAGCGGGAGAAUAAUUGGAAGUGGCGGGCUUGGGCAGAAGAGCCUGCGGAUGAAGAAUGUGAGGUUUUCGCGGGCCAUGUCGAAGAAGGAUGAUGAUGGGAUCACCAUCAAUCACCUUCACCGGCUCAACCCAAGAAAUGUCUCCGCUUGGAAUAUGAAGAGGCUGAUCAAUAUGAUAAGUCAUGGAGUUCUUUCCACUUUGGAUGAGCAGACUCCAAGUUUCACAAAUGAGGAUGAGUCUGCCACAUUGAUUCGGAGUGAGAAUGAGGCCAAGGCUGCUGCCAGGAAGAUCUUCCAGAACGUAGCAAAGCCUGGGUCGAAGUACAUCUACCUUGAAGAUCUGAUGCGGUUCAUGCAGGAAGAUGAAGCUUUGAAAACUAUGAGUCUUAUUGAAGGAGCGGAUGAAAGCGAGGAAAUCAGCAAGUCAGCCCUUAAGAAUUGGUUGGUCAAUGCCUUUAGAGAGAGGAGAGCCCUAGCCUUGACUUUGAAUGACACGAAAACGGCAGUCCACAAACUACAUCGGGUCAUUAAUGUGAUAGUCGGGAUUAUUGUGGCGAUCAUUUGGCUUCUUAUACUGGGAAUUGCCACGAGCAAGUUCCUGCUAUUCUUGAGCUCUCAACUUGUGCUCGUUGCUUUCAUAUUCGGGAAUUCCUGCAAGACAGUAUUCGAGGCCAUUAUCUUCUUGUUUGUGAUGCACCCUUUCGAUGUGGGAGAUAGGGUGGAGGUUGAUCAGGUUCAGAUGGUUGUGGAAGAGAUGAACAUCUUGACGACUGUCUUCCUAAGAUACGACGAGCAGAAGAUUGUGUACCCGAAUAGUAUUCUCUCCACGAAGGCCAUCGGGAACUACUAUCGUAGUCCUGACAUGGGAGAUGCGAUUGAGUUCUGUAUACACGUCUCAACUCCUGCAGAGAAUAUUGCAGCCAUGAAGCACAGAAUAAAGAGUUACAUUGAGAUCAAGAAAGAGCAUUGGUAUCCUUCGCCGAUGAUAAUAAUGAAAGACUUGGAGGAGUUAAAGAGGGUAAGGAUGGCGGUAUGGCCUCGCCACAGAAUGAACCACCAGGACAUGGAUGAGAAGUGGGUGAGAAGAGGUGUCCUGAUUGAGGAGAUGGUAAAGAUCUUCAAAGAGCUCGACAUUCAGUACCGGUUGUUACCUAUCGACAUCAACGUCCGAGCACUACCUCCAGUGAACUCUGCUAGAGUCCCCCCAGGAUGGACGACUAGCAACAGCUAGAUCGAUGGACCCUGUGAAUCAUAUCACAUUGGAUACCUAUAAUUAGAGAAAGUUGGGAUAAAUUCAUAACAAAAAGGACAUGCAUUUAGUUUAUGAAUGAACACCUUUUGGGAUCUCCGAUCGGAUUCGAGUUUGUUUGGCCACGUAGAAUUGAUGAUAUAUAUAGCCUUUGUGCAAGGUAAGUCCAAGUUAGGCUGAAAUCCU
Messenger RNA from Punica granatum (pomegranate), 3498 nucleotides. The record is from RefSeq and is a predicted model, not a curated record. Lineage: Eukaryota; Viridiplantae; Streptophyta; Magnoliopsida; Myrtales; Lythraceae.